GCUUCCUGGUUGUAGCUGUCAAACCCAGGCUAGAUAACAGCCGAUGUCCUCAGUCGCCGCCCAGCAUCGCCCCGAGCGAGAUUUCCUCCGACACAAAAGCAGAGAAGCUGUAAGUGAAACGCCUCAUGUACCGCGAAGUGAGUCCUGGACCUUCUUAGAGGGUCCGAGAGGGUUUAGACCCCGGGUUUUAUCGGCAGGGAGCGGUAGAGCAGGACCUCGGAGCUCUCACCAUGACAACCAUGAAAUAAUCUCCUGUGUGUGUGUGUGUGUGUGAUCUCCAGGCUAAUGUGUGUUCGGCUGUUGUUGUGUGAAACCAUCCUCUCUGAGCUCCCACAGACGGUCUGUGUCUGUGGGGACAGUCUGUGUCUGUGAGGACAGUCUGUGUCUGUGAAGACCAGGCUCUCUGCUGCUGGUUUCCUUACAGGAUCUCCAGGUCAGAAAAAAAGGCCACUUCCUGAUGUGAGGGCAGAACCACCGUAAUAAAACUGAUAUGAUAGCGUUGAUCGUUAUAUGACCACCUGCUGCUGCUGUCGUGGAUUUAUGUCAGAGUCAAACUCAGAAAUACUCCGAGUGUAAAGAGAGAGAGAGGAGUGGGAUUAAAUCCUGGAUGUCAUUACUGAACAGAGUCACAGAUCCAGACCGAGGUGGAGGUCUGCUGGGUAAUCCCAGGAUGAGUCUGCGUCUUCAUGGUCUUAGUAGAACAGAAGGUUUCUUAAAUACUCUGAACAAACGCUGAGUUUCUCUGUUAUAGUAACCCUGUUAUCCCUCCCUUUACUUCGGUCCAGGUCUCACAUAUGUGGACAAAUGUCCGUUUUUCAUUGAAGAUAAAGAAAUGCAGGUUCACUGAGUGGAAACAGCUGAGCAACAGUGGACCAGGAUCCAGGGAUGCUGGGGUCCAGAAUGUUCAGUUCUGGACUCUGGGAUGUGAUUAAGGGACAGGGCUGAACUUAAUAACUACUACUCUGUUACAUGGCAACAGCAGAAGAGGGUCCUUAAAUGUUGGGUUCAGACUCUGGAUGGAGGUUUUCCAAAGACUCCCCUCAGAGUCAUGUAAAGAUCCUACAGAGAGGAACAGAACCAGCUCUGACGGUGGGUGCGGGGGUGUUUGGCUCUCUUUUAGGCGUGGUUUUGUCCCUCUGAUAGUUUCUAAAGAGGCUCAGUCACGUGUCUCUAAAAGAGGCAGCCCCCUCUACAGUCAGGAAGCCCCCUCUUGUGCUGACUCAUAAUGAGUGUGCGGGUCCAGGAGUGAAAGGGGGCCGCUGUGUGAAAGAGCACGAAGAGUUAAAUUUCUUUUGGUUCAGCUCCUUCAGUCUUCCUCCAGGCUCAUUGUCGUCAUGUUUGUUCCCGGUCUGGAAUUAAGACCUGACUGUGACAGGCUGCAGGUCUGAGUCUGAUGGUUCAGGUGGUUUUGGGGGCAGAGGUGUGUUUUUAUUAUUCAGUUAUGAAGUAAGAUGAUAACUGCUUCAUCCUCUGAGUUGACCCAGUCCUUCACUGUAAGAACUCUGUUAACACACCGACACAGACCGUGCACUGCGCUCAUGUAUGCACUGCCUGCAGCACCAUGUCUGCAGUUGAAGUGAACAGUUGAACAGGUUAGUCCAGACCCUCAUCUGCCUAAAACAAGUUAAACUUUGACUGUCAGCCCUCAUCGUCGUCCUGCGCUCAGAGCAGGUCCAGUUGGACAGUUUGGUCGGACGCUGUCAGUCAAAGUGUGGAUCUGAUGUUGAUGUCACUGACCUUUGUGCCAUCUGUAGCUGUGUUGAAUUAAAAUGCAUUAGAAUCUGCUCCAGCGUAUGCCGCUCCCUGGAAAGCUGCAUUCGAACCUUGAUUUAAAUUCUUUAUUUGGAGCCGCCCCUGCUGGGAUUGGAGGCUCUGCCAGAGCGGGCGUCAUGUUCAGCUCAUUAUGGUGCUCAGGGUCAUUAUGAAAACCUGGAAACAUUAUCCUGCAAAUGUUUAUCCUACUGUCUGCCACCAAAGAUGUUCAGGAGCUUCAUUACCGUUUAGAGCCAAAAAGUCACCGACUAACGCUGUUAGAUUCCUGUACAGUGACUCUGACAGGAAACGGUAGAAGCUGGAGGGGAAAUGAAAACAACAUUUUAUUUACUAACUAAUACUUUCAGAUGUAAAAGUGUUUCUGUCGAUGAUCAAACACUUGAAAUAAUCCAGAAACAUGAAAAAAACCUUAAAAAAAACUAGUGUCAGUGUCGACGUUUGUGCCGGACCACACGGUGGUUCUUCAGCUCUCUUCAGGUCUGGAUCAGUCUCAGGACAAACUCAGACCUCAGCGAGCGUCUGCAGUUUCUUUUCUGACUUUUUAAUGUAAAAUUAAAGAAUAUAAAAAACAGGAAUCUAUGAGUUUAUAAAAGAAGUGAUUAUCAUGUCUCUGUGUGGUCCUCUGAAGUCUGUCCUCUUCAGCAGAUAUAACCUCUGAUAUUAACACAGUGUUCAGCUGUCUCUGAACUGUCCACUUCCACUCUGUUUUGGACCCUCCCACCCCCCUGACUGACUGACUUCUCCUCCCUCUCCUCCUCCUCCUCCUCCUCCUCCUCAGUUGCAUGCUUCCUUCACAUGAUCAGCUGUUAUGUCUGGAGACUUGUAACCCGGCUGCGUCUCCUCACUGCGCUUCACUUUCUUUCCUCCACAGGGCCAACCAUGGCGUUCAGGAAGGCUCUGAAGCGGACGGCGGUCAUAGGCGGCGGGGCGGUCGCUGCAGUGUUUGGCCUGUCUCAGCUCAUGGAGUACAGGAAGACUCAGGUAAGUCCAGUGGAAACACGUCCUCUCAGCUUGUGCUGCGUUGCUUUUUGUUGUUGCACGAGUUCAAGAUUUCCAGUUUUGCAGGAUUUGAGUGCAGAUCCAUUUAAAAGCAAACACGAUUUUCUGUCACUCUGAAUUUUUUCGACACUUUUCCAUCUCAGAAGGUAAAAAACUUUGAGAUGUUUGUUUAAUCUGAGCUGAAAAAUCCUACAAAGCAGUGAAGGAGCGUCUCACCGGGCAUGUCCUGUCUCGAUCUAGGAAUGCGCUCUCUGUCGUCCACAAAGUCUGUUUACCUUUUUUUUUUUAAUCAUCUGCUUCCUGUUGUGCAGCAUGCUUCAGCUCACUGCACCAGACCCCGAGCUGCUCAGGAAUGAUGUGAAAUCAGACUUUUACAGGCCCAGGUAACGGAGACGCUGUAGGGAGGGGCAGGUGUCGAGUUAUUCAUGGAGAAACGCAGGAUUAGAAAUGACAGAGAAGUUACAGGAAGAAGGUCUGCUGUUGAGUUUCUGUUUGUUUACCUGCAGUUCAUGAGCCUGUGUGCAGCUGUCUCACCAAACUGAACAUAGAGACAGGUAUCAGGCAGCCAGAGGACAGUUCAGGUCCCAGAGUCGGUUCAGUUCAGGUCCCAGAGUCGGUUCUGUUCAGGUCCCAGAGUCGCUUCAGUUCAGGUCCCAGAGUCGGUUCAGUUCAGGUCCCAGAAAUGCUUCAGUUCAGGUCCCAGAGACGGUUCAGUUCAGGUCCCAGAGUCGGUUCAGUUCAGGUCCCAGAGUCGGUUCAGUUCAGGUCCCAGAGUCGGUUCAGUUCAGGUCCCAGAGACGGUUCAGUUCAGGUCCCAGAGUCGGUUCAGUUCAGGUCCCAGAGUCGCUUCAGUUCAGGUCCCAGAGUCGGUUCAGUUCAGGUCCCAGAGUCGGUUCUGUUCAGGUCCCAGAGUCGGUUCUGUUCGAGUGAAGACAUGAACUGGUCUACAGCAGGACUUCUUUUCAGAUCCAGGUCCUGUCAUGAUGACCUUCACCGUUCCACUGAGGAGUUUUCUCGUGUUUUCCUGUCAUGUAACUGCAGCGGGGGUGAAGCUGUUUCUCUGAGUGAUGGUUGCCAUGGAAACACAACUCCACAACAUCACCCAGCCUCUCGGCCGGUUCAGUCAUUUCACUUUGAAGAAGGAGUGAAUUCAGAGGAGUAACUGUGACAGUAACUGAGCCUGUUUUUCUGUCGGGUCUUUACGAUGUUACUGAUCAGAAGGUUCGAGUUCUGGACUUGGUCCUGAAACUCCUGGGUCUGUCUGGGUCUUGAAUGGCUCUUUGUAACAGGGUAGAAACUGGGUCUCUCAGCAUGACUGUGUAAAGUGAAAGAACGGUGGAAUCAGAGAGAACAGGCCGAGCUCGCUCAGGAAUCUCACCUCAUGACGGGUGACACAGAGACACUCGAAACUCCAUCAGUGACCAUCGCCGUGAGCAGAAAUAACCACGAGGUGUGACUGCGGUAAACGGACAGCAGGCAGCUGUGUGUUCCCCUGACCUUUGACCUGGUCUGGGCCUAUUUCAGGCCUGCCUCACAGCUACAUACCAGCCUUUAUGUGACUGUACAUCCUAAUGUGAACUCUGUUUUGUGUCCUGACACCGUACCUCUGUUCGCACCCCUCCGUCCUCUGCGCCCAGACUGGAUUGGUAAGCACAGCAGUCGACCUGAUGAAUUACAUUUAUUUUCACAAUAGUUUGUAAUCAUGCAUGCCUCUAAUCCCAGUAAUUGCACCUCUGAUGACAGCAGCGUCCGUCUUGUCUCCUCACAAGGGCGUAUGGCUUGGAGAAGUUUUCACUUCGACGGCGGCCGAUUGGCUAUUAGCAUGGGCCGCGCUGUGCCUUAACUUGAUUACGGGGGCCACGCUGGCGCUUAAUUCUGCAGUGGUGUCUGUGCAUCAUCAGAAAUAGACAAUGAUUAUAUCACCGUCUUUGUUUGCGGUCGCAGGCGCAAAUUACAAACGCCCGCCUCUAUUUGCAAGUCAAAUGCGGUGUUUGCUUCAAAGCAGCUUGAUGCAAUCAUUUAGCUCCAACUGCUAAAUGGAAGAAUGAAUAAAUCUUUCAUUAGAGGUGAAAUCCCACCUCAUCACAUCAGAGGGGAGCUGUGCUUUUCUUUAUUUGCUGUCAUUCUCUCCUUAAAUUCAUUACUCUGCUAAUCAAACUGUAGACGCUCAGAGACGCUGGUGUGUUUUUGUUUUCUGUUUCAGAGCUGAGCAGCAUGUGGCAGCGCGUAGUCACCCUCAUCAAACUUUCCUCUCCCACUAAUCACACGACCACUGUCCUCUGACCGACACUUGAGGUGAAACUGAGACAUCAUGAGCGAAGCGUACGAUCCCGUCCAGGAAUGAGCUUCAGAUUACUAAUCUGAGAGAGAGAUUAAGAGCUCAUCCUUGGAGGGACAAACUUUGAAUGAACGAGUGAACUCUGUCCAUGUGUCAGAUUUGAAAUCGAUUAGGGAUGGGAAUUGAUUAUAAAGUAUAUUAAGUAAAUAACAAAGACUAAAUACAUAUAUAGACAUAGGGCAAGGUGUUGUGCCGCAUUCAGUCCGGGGCAUGCGGGGGUUGGGAUGGGGGUCUGGGGGCCUGGGGGGAUGCAGGCGGGUCUCGCGCGAGUGGGAAGGGACCCGAGGUGGUCCACAAAUCCCUUCUUCUUCUUCUUCUUCUUCUUCUUCUUAUUAUUACUAUUAUUGUUGUUAUUAUUAUUAUUGUUAUUAUUAUUAUUAUUAUUAUUAUUAUUAUUAUUAUUAUUAUUGUUAUUAUUAUUAUUAUUAUUAUUAUUAUUAUUAUUAUUAUUAUUAUUAUUAUUAUUAUUAUUAUUAUUAUUGUUCGUGUAGUAUAAUUUUCUUUUUCUUUUGCUUGUCUGACAAUUGUAAUAUUUAUUUAUUUAUUUAUUUUUAUUAUUAUUCACAUAUAUACUAUAUACUUGUAUUGUCACACUGCACAAAUUUAAAAAAAAAAAAAAAAAGGGAAUUGAUAAGAUGUUAUCGAUUGAUUUAAGGAUUCCCUUAUCAAUGUCUUUCUCCGAUCAAAAACAAAAGUAGACUUUAGGUUUUUCACCGUUGACUCCAGAUUUGAGUCUCUGAUAACAGAAAAAGAUGUACGUCAGUGAGAGUCUGAAAAUAAUCAAACAGAAUACUUUUUAACAGCGUUUACUUCCGUCAGUAUAAAGUCAAAUUAGGGGGACCACAUUCUGGAGCCCCAAAAAGACGACACUGCUACGGGGGGUGGAGUCACUCCAACAACACGUUUCCAACUCAGUCAGUCUGACAUGCUACACAAAUUCAAAACGUCCAUAAAAAAACCCCGGACAUUUGACAUUUAUGAGUCACACACUUCCUGCUUACUUUUCGUACCUCCACCACGUUUCUUAAAGUCUCUGGUCCCUCAGAAGACCGUUUUUCAGGCGCCUGGAGAAAAGAAUCGUCGAGGGAAUCGUUGAGAUAAAACAUCAAUGAUGUCGAUGGAUUAAACCAUUCCCAUCCCUAAAAUUAAUCAGGGUAUAAUUUUCAGAUAUCUGCAGAAUAAAGACAGUCACUCAGACCUGACUGUGGUCACUGUGUCGACCUCUUCAACAUGGAGGGUGAAUUUAUUACAGCUCAGUGUGAGGCCGACAACCACCUCAUUACACUUUCACCUGAUAUACAUUCUGUAUGAAGAUGAUUGGGAGUCACACACACACACACACACACACACACACACACACACACACACACACACACACGGAUGAUGCUCAUGAUGUCUCAGACCUCAAAGGGAGUGUUGCUGCUUUUAUUUAACGUUGAACAAAGUUUUGCAUGAUUGAUGAUGAUGAUGAUAAUAUUAUAUUUAUUGUUGUUAUUAUUAGUCCUCUCUCUCUCUCUCUCUCUCUCUCUCUCUCUCUCUCUCUCUCUCUGUGUGGUGACGCUGUUGUGUCUGUGUCGAACCCAGGCCCGCUUAGCUCAUGUGGCUGCAGAAGCAGAGCUACAGGUCCCCUUCGCGGACGAGUUCCCCUCUCGGCAGGCGCAGCUCGCCAAGCUGCAGAACACCGAGGAGUUCGACGUCCUGGUCGUGGGAGGCGGAGCCACGGGGGCGGGAUGUGCCUUAGAUGCUGUCACACGCAGUAAGAUCCCCGUCUGUACGCCGUCCUCACUGUGAUGUCACAGGUAUCACUCUGCAGAGGAAACGCCUGACACGCUGGCAGAUGACCAGCUGGAGAGAGUCCCAGUGUGACGCUGAGGAAGGACCUGAGGCCAUCCAGCAGGACACACACACACACACACACGCGCGGCACCCACUGAGACUCCGCCCACUUUUACAGCCAGUUCACAACAUGAGCUUUUUUCUUCUGACGUUGGUGAAGUUGGAUGUGCUCUCGUAGAGGAUUUCAUCGUUCGUUGAUCUUGAAUAAAGUCUGAAUUCAAAUCUCUUCUUAUCCUCCUUUUCUUCAGACCUCAAAACUGCCCUCGUGGAGAGAAGCGACUUCUCUUCAGGGACGAGCAGUCGCAGCACAAAGCUGAUCCACGGCGGCGUCCGCUAUCUCCAGAAGGCCAUCAUGAACGUGGACUACGAACAGGUCUCUCUGCGGCCCUGUCUUUAGAUCUUGGUGGUUUUUUCUCGGUUUCCUUCACCCUCUUCUCCUCUCCUGUCCUCUCAAACAGUACAUGAUGGUGAAGGAGGCCCUGCAUGAGCGAGCCAACCUCCUGGAGAUCGCACCUCACCUGUCUGCACCGCUGCCAAUCAUGCUUCCUGUUUACAAGUGAGUCCACGCUCUACCUGAGGGAAGGUGGGACAGUGCCGAUCACGUGACAAACAUGUUCCCUCCUCAGAUGGUGGCAGCUGCCUUACUACUGGGCGGGGAUCAAGAUGUACGACCUGGUGGCUGGGAUCCAGUGCCUGAAGAGCAGCUACAUCCUCAGUAAGAGCAAAGCUCUGGAGCUGUUCCCCAUGCUGAAGAAGGACAAGCUGGUGGGAGCCAUCGUCUACUACGACGGUGAGUGAGCACGCCAUGGUCGUGUGUGGACGCUCAUCUCAAACACUGUUGCUCUCUCCUGUCAUGACUCCUUCCCUCAGUGACGGUGAGUCUGCCAUCAGCAUGUUCACCUUAGUACACCAUCUAACCAUAAACAGGAAGUCAGGGGGACUCUUCUCUUCAGAACAUCUGAAGGUCUUCCCUGAAAAACUCUUUGUCUGGAUGGACGCAGAUGUUCGUCCUAAACCUUCAUGCUGCUUAGAGAGGACACGAUUUCUGAAAAGAAGAAGUUUAAUCACAGAAAAAUAACCGGCCGCUGAAUUUAAAAACCCGUCCCUGCUUUGGUUCCUACUGAAACAGGAUAAACUGCAGAAGAAGAAGAAGAAGACGACGCUCUUGGUGCAGAGCAGCAUAUGUUUGAUUUCCACCUCCCACCCCUCCUCCAUCACCCUCCAUCAUCUGCUGCUGCUGCGAGGGGGAGGGGUGGAGCGUCUUUUCUCCAAUUAUGCCGUCUGGAACAAUCACGCCGGUGACAUUUCAAAAUCUGACCUUCUCUCCCGGCGAUGUAGAGCGCGGAGGAGCGUUGUUGGCGGUCGGAGCGUCUGAGCAGCAGCAGCAGCAGAUAUUUGUGCGGAUGUCUGGGUGACUCCUGCAGAAACAACAACAGAGGGAGGAGGAGGUGUUUGUUCUCACACGGUCCUUCAGCGCCGUCUGUGGGGUUCAUGUCCGUCUGUACGGCACACAGACGAAACAGACUCAUGACAUUUACUCCGUCACCUCCACGUCUCCAGAGAAGCUUUAAAUCAGCGCCCCUCCUCAUAAUCCCUCACUUUAAGCACCUCCUUUAACUCCUCUAUCUCCUCAUUUUUAAGGUCAGCACAACGACGCCCGGAUGAACCUCGCCAUCGCCCUUACCUCUGCUCGGUAUGGCGCCGCCGUCGCCAACUACACUGAAGUGGUCCACCUACUGAAGACCAAGGACCCUGAGACGGGCGGCGAGAGGGUGUGUGGAGCUCACUGCAGAGACGUCAUCACAGGUAAGACUCACCUGGACAGGUCUUAGAAACCUACCAGGAAUGAAGACCCUGAACCUGAUCCACUUUCUGACCCGUUUCCACUUCCUUCUCUCAGGAAACCAGUUUGACGUGAGGGCCAAGUGUGUGAUCAACGCCACCGGACCCUUCACAGACUCUCUGAGGAAGAUGGACAACCAGGAGACGGCAAACAUCUGCCAGCCGAGCGCCGGCGUCCACAUCGUCAUCCCCGGUUACUACAGGUACCAAAGGUUCCUGGUAUUUCCCUGACAGAGCUCUGUGCAGCCCUCCAUCAGUGUCCCUUCUUCAGUGUCCCUCCUUCAGUGUCCCUCCAUCAGUGUCCCUCCAUCAGUGUCCCUCCUUCAGUGUCCCUCCAUCAGUGUCCCUCCUUCAGUGUCCCUCCAUCAGUGUCCCUCCUCCAGUGUGAGCGCAGAUAUGAGCUGACAUAUAACUUCAUACACAGGACGCUCUCCUCUGCUCCAGGACAGAGAAAUGGAGACGCUUUUUAAAGUUCAGCUUAUAGAGCGAAACCCCAGGGAGCCCGAAACCUUUGAAGGGGCCGCACAAAUGCCAAACACCUCCUCCUCCUCCUCCUCCUCCUCCUGCUGCCACUAUCUGUCCCCUCACCACCUCCUCCUCCUCCUCCUGCUGCCACUAUCUGCCCCCUCACCACCUCCUCCUCCUCCUCCUCCUCUUCCUCCUCCUCCUCCUCCUGCUGCCACUAUCUGUCCCCUCACCUCCUCCUCCUCCUCCUCCUCCUCCUCCUGCUGCCACUAUCUGUCCCCUCACCACCUCCUCCUCCUUCUUCUCCUGCUGCCACUAUCUGUCCCCUCACCACCUCCUCCUCCUCCUCCUGCUGCCACUAUCUGUCCCCUCACCACCUCCUCCUCCUCCUCCUGCUGACACUAUCUGUCCCCUCACCACCUCCUCCUCCUCCUCCUCCUGCUGCCACUAUCUGUCCCCUCACCACCUCCUCUCCUCCUCCUCCUCCUGCUGCCACUAUCUGUCCCCUCACCACCUCCUCCUCCUCCUCCUCCUCCUGCUGCCACUAUCUGUCCCCUCACCUCCUCCUCCUCCUCCUCCUCCUCCUCCUCCUGCUGCCACUAUCUGUCCCCUCACCUCCUCCUCCUCCUCCUCCUUCUCCUCCUGCUGCCACUAUCUGUCCCCUCACCUCUUCCUCCUCCUUCUCCUCCUGCUGCCACUAUCUGUCCCCUCACCACCUCCUCCUCCUCCUCCUGCUGCCACUAUCUGUCCCCUCACCACCUCCUCCUCCUCCUCCUUCUCCUCCUGCUGCCACUAUCUGUCCCCUCACCUCCUCCUCCUCCUCCUCCUCCUCCUCCUCCUGCUGCCACUAUCUGUCCCCUCACCUCCUCCUCCUCCUCCUCCUUCUCCUCCUGCUGCCACUCUCUGUCCCCUCACCACCUCCUCCUCCUCCUCCUCCUGCUGCCACGCUCUGUCCCCUCACCUCCUCCUCCUCCUCCUCCUCCUGCUGCCACUAUCUGUCCCCUCACCUCCUCCUCCUCCUCCUCCUUCUCCUCCUGCUGCCACUCUCUGUCCCCUCACCUCCUCCUCCUCCUCUUCCUCCUGCUGCCACUAUCUGUCCCCUCACCUCCUCCUCCUCCUCCUGCUGCCACUCUCUGUCCCCUCACCUCCUCCUCCUCCUCCUCCUUCUCCUCCUGCUGCCACUCUCUGUCCCCUCACCACCUCCUCCUCCUCCUCCUCCUCUCUGGCUCCCAUAAAAACCCUCUUCCUGUCUUUUAUCGACCCACAGCCCAGACAACAUGGGUCUCCUCGAUCCAGCCACAAGUGACGGGCGCGUCAUCUUCUUCCUGCCCUGGGAGAAAAUGACCAUCGCCGGGACGACGGACACGCCCACUAACGUGACAGCCCACCCAAUCCCGGGAGAGGACGACAUCAACUUCAUCCUGAGGGAGGUCCGAAACUACCUCAGCCCUGACGUGGAAGGUACGAAUGUUUGAUGAUGGUGUGAAAAAAAGAGGAAGUUCUGGGAGUGAGGAGACCCGGUUAAUCGACCCGCGGCGUUUUAAUUUACCCUCACACUCGUUAAACUCUCGUGUUUGACCAGAACGUCUCCACAGUUUGUCCCCGAGUGUGUAGAUGAGGAAGGUUUGAUUUCAUCAGUCUGAGAAAGUCACUCAUCUUUACUUUAAGGCCUCUCGGCUCUGGUUCUGGUUCUGGUUCUGAUGUGCUUUUGUGGUCCACAGUGCGCCGAGGAGACGUGUUGGCGGCGUGGAGCGGCAUCCGUCCUCUGGUGACGGACCCGAACUCCAAAGACACUCAGUCCAUCUGCAGGAACCACAUCGUCAGCAUCAGCGACAGCGGGCUGGUCACCAUCGCAGGUCAGUGAACCCGGAACCUCCGCGGACUCUGUGAUAACCGCGGUAACCAUGGUAACCGCAGCUUUCUAUUCUCCGCCCAGGGGGGAAGUGGACCACCUACCGGUCCAUGGCGGAGGAGACUCUGGACGCGGCCGUCAAAUCUCACGACCUCCCGGCCAAACCCUGCAAGACGGUGGGUCUGAUGCUGGAGGGAGCGAAGGGCUGGACGCCGACGCUCUACAUCCGCCUGGUGCAGGACUACGGACUGGAGAACGAGGUGAGGACUCAGAACACGGACUCAGGCUGAGAGAGAGAGAGGGGGGGAGGGGGGAGAGAGAGAGAGGGAGAGAGAGACAGAGACAGAGAGAGAGAGGGAGAGGGAGACAGACAGACAGACAGACAGAGACAGAGAGAGAGAGAGAGAGAGAGAGAGGGAGGUCUGAACCAGUCAGGGUUUUAGAAGAGGAGAGGACUCAGCUGCUCACACACACACCCUCACACACACCCUCACACACACUCUCACACACACACACCUCACACACACACACACCCUCACACAGACACCCUCACACACACACACACACUCACACACACACCCUCACACACCCUCUCACACACACUCUCACACACACACACCCUCACACACACCCUCACACACUCUCACUCACACACACACACACACACUCACACACACACACACUCACACACACACACACCCUCUCACACCCUCACACACCCUCACUCUCACUCACACCCUCACACACACCCUCACACUCACACACACACACACCCUCACUCACACACACCCUCUCACACACACCCUCUCACACACACCCUCUCACACACACCCUCACACUCACACACACACACACCCUCUCACACUCACCCUCACACACCCUCACCCUCUCACAUACACACUCUCACACACACCCUCACUCACCCUCACACACCCUCACUCUCACACACACUCUCACACACACCCUCACUCACACCCUCACACUCUCACACACACCCUCACUCACUCACACUCACCCUCACACACCCUCUCUCACACCCUCACCCUCUCCUGUGACAUUAAAGCUGCUGCAGGAACUACACUGACAUUUCUGCUGCACUAAAGACUCACACAGGUGGAGCUGCUCUCUGCGCUCCUAUCAGCAGCAGUAAGUAAGGCCGCAUUGAUUUACAUCUCCUACACGCCUCCUCUCCAAUAAUUAGGCCCGGCGUUUUCCUGAAACCCGAUAGAACACGGUUUCACGGAGGAAAAGUCCCGGUGCCGUCUACUUACUCCUCAUUAGAGCCGCUCUGCAGCGAAACGCCGUAAAGGUCACUGUUGAUAUUUGGACGGCGUUUGCCCUUUCCUAUGAUCUGCACGCCCACAUCUGAAUCGCAAAUCAGCCUCUCAUGUUCUGUAAACACAUGACCACUCGGACCUGCUGCAGACCCCCCCGUUUCAGUCCGGCGGUGUGUUCAGGUGUCGGGUUAGUCGAACAUUAAAGCUUCAGUCGUGAGUUUUUCACCCUGAUUCUGCGUCUGAACUGAAACCUCGAACUGUGACCGACCACAUCGUCUUUCCCUCUGCGCACAGGUGGCCCAGCACCUGGCCGCCACCUACGGAGGAAAGGCUUUCGAUGUGGCCAAGAUGGCUCAGGUCACCGGACAAAGAUGGCCGAUCGUUGGGAAGAGACUGGUGUCCGAGUUUCCGUACAUCGAAGGCGAGGUGAGUCCAGAUUUCAGCCUCUUUUCUUCGCUCUUUUUCGUUUCCAGUUAACCUUUCAUGGUUUUCUUCUCUCAGGUGUUGUACGCCAUUAAGGAGUACGCCUGCACGGCCAUCGACGUGAUCGCCAGACGGACACGUUUGGGCUUCCUGAACGUGCAGGCGGCUGAUGAAGCCCUGCCUCGCAUCGUGCAGAUCAUGGGGAAGGAGCUGGGCUGGAGCGAGGAGAAGAAGACGGUGAGUGAAAACAGGCUUUCCUCCACACAAUGCUCCGCUCCCUGGUGGUUUCUUCAGGUUGUGAUUGUGUUUCUUCUGCGAUCAGUGCACAAUAGAGGAGGUCCACACCCUGUUCGCCCUCAGAGAAGAGGCCCUGUGUUUGCAUGAAAGAGAAGAAAUGAUAUGUGUGUGCAUGAAAGCUGAACUCUGAGCUAUUUUAAGAUCUCAUUGUUAGGUGGGGACACAGAGAACUCUCGCCGCAGCACAAACAUCAACCCAAAACCUCCGACCGUUGAACGGCGGUUUGAUAAAGACGGAUGUUUCCACUCUGAGCUGAUGACCCGUGUUUCUAUGAAGACGUAUCUGACGUCUGCACAGACUCCUGAUCAUUCUGCUCAUGUGUCCCUCAGGCCGAGCUCGAGGCGGCUAAGAAGUUCCUGUACCAUGAGAUGGGCUACAGGUCGCGCUCUGAGCAGCUGACCAAGACGUCUGAGAUCAACCUGGACUACCAGGAGGUGGUCAGGUAAAGGUUCCUCCUCCUGUGAAAUGUGACUUUAAUGAACGAAUCCAAAGAUCAGACAGAGGAGGUUAAAUCUGUGAAUAAUCUGUGUUCAGGUAUAAGAAGCGUUUCCACAAGUUUGACAAAGAGAGUAAAGGAUUCAUCACCACGGUGGACGUGCAGCAGGUUCUGGAUGUGAGUCCUCCCUCUCCAUCUCUCUCUCCUUCUUUUUCUCGUCCUCCUUUCUUUUCCUCUUUACUCACCGCUCGUCUCUCUGCUCGGUUUUUCACGCUCUCUCUCUCUCUCCUUCCUGGUUUCUGCAGAGCAUCAACGUCCAGAUUGAUGAAAACGCUCUGCAUGAGAUCCUGAACGAGGUGGACCUGAACAAGAACGGACAGGUGGAGAUCGAUGAAUUCCUGCAGGUAUGAAACUCUGACCUCUGAGCGUUUUUUCUGUCACUGCACCACUUUAGAUUCUUCUCAACGAACGGUUCAGAGUCCGGGGUUUAACGUGCAGCAGACCUUUUCUACGUGUUUGAGGAGAGGAGGCGUUUCUCCGUGUAGUUCUGUAUCAUUUAUGACAAUUAAGAGUUUUUAUGUAUUCACUCGCCUUUAAAAGAAGGACAAAACAUUAGGUCCUAAAGAGCAGGUCCCAGGAUUGUUCUAGAAAACAGAUGUUUCAGUUCGACGUGGAUUUUUCCUCUUCUGCCGGUUUGAUCAGGAUCUGAAUUUGUUUUUAAAAAUGAGGAUCUGCAGGAAAACCUUCACAGAUGUUCGUCCUAUUAAAGGUUAACACCUCUGUCAGUACCUGCAGAACCGACAGGGCUGGAGACGUGAAGACCGGAUAAUAGAAACCCCGGGGACCAGGGUCCAUCACACACACACACACACACACACACACACACUUCUUAUUUCCGUGUCUGAUCCCGGGUUUCGGACUCCUCUCUGAUCAGACCAGAUCAGCUGUUCUCAGGUCGGUGGUUUCACAGAUCCUGUUGCAGCACGUUGACAUGUCGUUAAAGAGGAGAGCGGAUCUUCCUCCUCCUCCUCCUCCUCCUGCUAACAGGAGGUGUGAAGUCCUCACUAAUUAAAGAGGAGAGUCUCCAACAGCAGCUCCUAAUGAGGCCUGAAGAGUGUCCGAUAACUGACUGUCUCACCCGCGUCCAGAGGAGGAGUCAUUACAGACCAGCUGAUGAGGUCUUCAUUAGAGAGGAGCUGCAGAAAACCUCCAGACGGAUGUUUCAACUGUCUGUAGUUCCAUGUGUCUGUAGUUUCAUGUGUCUGUAGUUUCAUGUGUCUGUAGUUCCAUGUGUCUGUAGUUUCAUGUGUCUGUGGUUCCAUGUGUCUGUAGUUUCAUGUGUCCGUAGUUUCAUGUGUCUGUAGUUCUAUGUGUCUGUAGUUUCAUGUGUCUGUAGUUUCAUGUGUCUGUAGUUUCAUGUGUCUGUAGUUCCAUGUGUCUGUAGUUUCAUGUGUCUGUAGUUCCAUGUGUCUGUAGUUUCAUGUGUCUGUAGUUUCAUGUGUCUGUGGUUCCAUGUGUCUGUAGUUCCAUGUGUCUGUAGUUUCAUGUGUCUGUAGUUUCAUGUGUCUGUAGUUUCAUGUGUCUGUAGUUCCAUGUGUCUGUAGUUCCAUGUGUCUGUAGUUUCAUGUGUCUGUAGUUCCAUGUGUCUGUAGUUUCAUGUGUCUGUAGUUCCAUGUGUCUGUAGUUUCAUGUGUCUGUAGUUUCAUGUGUCUGUAGUUCCAUGUGUCUGUAGUUUCAUGUGUCUGUAGUUUCAUGUGUCUGUAGUUUCAUGUGUCUGUAGUUUCAUGUGUCUGUAGUUUCAUGUGUCUGUAGUUUCAUGUGUCUGUAGUUUCAUGUGUCUGUAGUUUCAUGUGUCUGUAGUUCUGGAUGGCCCCUGUUUUGACUGUGCUGAUGCUGAAUGUCUGUUUUGUCUGUGUGUAUCCGUCUGACCUUCACGGCCUCGUCUUAGAGACCUCCAACAGGUAGAGUACUCGAUGGAAACAGACACGUCUGUAGUUCAAACCUUUGACUUUAACAAUAAAGGGACAUUUCACUGAACUGAGGUCCUGUGGUGAACGGAGGCGAGGACAAACACGAGUGUGACAGAGGUGUCGAAGCUGAACCAGAGAAGCUCCGAGAAUAUAAACGCUCUGAUUUCAUGUUGUUCCUGCUGUCAGCGAAGUUCAUCAGAGACUGAAACAAACUGACCUUCAUCUUCAAAUCUUCAUCUCUGCUCUGAGUAACGACCCAUUUUUUAAUGAGUGGUUUAAGAGCCGGCCUCUAGUGGACACUGGAGGACCUGCAGGGUCAGAGUUUUAAAGACGGUUCACUCCUCAGCAGAAAGUAGUCCCUGCGGAUGUGGUCGUGUUUGUUUCACUCUGAGAGGAUCUGCUGACAGCUGGAAACAUCCAGAAUCAUCCUGAAGGAGUCUUCAGUCAGACCCGUCCACAGACAUGGGGAGGUGGUCCGGGUUCGAGGUGACCGUGUUGGACAGGUCUCCACUUUGGUUUCAUCAGGUGACGGAUUCUAGUUCAGCUUGGACACGCAGACAAACACCGGGGGUGUGGGGGUCCGGGUCUAGUCUGGGUCCGGGUUAUAAAGGUGGUCGUCGGUCGUCGUUGUUGUGGGUAUUUCUGAGGACCUGGAGGUAGUUUUGCCCUCAGUUUGGUUUGACAGGUUCACCUUGAUUCGCCCUGACGCUCUCUGCCUUCUCCCAUGCAGCUGAUGAGCGCCGUGAAGAAGGGGCUCCUGUCCGACAGCCGCCUCGCCAUCCUGAUGAAAUCUGCCGAGGAGACUCUGGAUAAGAGAGGCCCGGUGACGGUGGACCGCAGCGGGGGCGGAGUCUAACACCAGCGAGGAGGAUUUGUGGUCAUUUAAAAGGCGAGGAGGGCGAAUGCAAACCGCUCCAUCUGAAUGACAAUAACACAAUCAAGGCUGCGGAGACGAGUUCAGCCAAUCAGCAUCACUCCUGAGUGUUGGGAGUGAAUCUGAUGAUGGAGGCGGAGUUUCUUUGUCAUCAUCAGGUGCCUCUGGUUCCACGCUCUGUCUUUAACCUCUUUUCUACUGUCGUUAAACCAACACUCACCCUUCAUCUGCAGACCUCCACACCAAGCUCUUCAGGUGGGCCUCAUCUCACAGGUCCUCGUCUCCUCAGCUCCAAGAAACACAAACACGUCUUUAAUAUCAGGCUCACAUUUUGACCCAAAGUACCAGGAACUUUGAUCUUCAGUGAAUGUAACCCAGAACAGCUGGACUGAAAGAGUCCGGUCAGAACCCGAACCCUCGUCUUCCUGCCUGCGUUCCCAUCUCUUGCACUAAAAUGAACCAGUACUGACACUGAGGUUAGGGGGCGGGGUUUAGCUGUUACCCAUAGACUGUAUCUAGAAUGGACGCCGUCUGCCUCCUCCUCCACUCUGAGAACAGCGCCCUCUGCAGUAUAGGUCCUAAACCCCGCCUCCUUAUGGAGCUGUGGACAAACUUUCUAAAUGAAUGACACAGAAUAUAAAUGUUUCUCCCCCCUGGUUGUGAUGUUGACAUGUAGUUACUGUCAGACUGGUUUGUGCUCAAGUCCUCUUUUUUCUGUACAGCUCCAUUUUUAAAAGUUAUUAGGGGGUUCAUGUUUUCUAUGAUUGACACCUGAUACAGCCAAUGGGAGGACAGAGAUUGAGGAGAUCACCGGGGGAUACGCUGUUUGAGCCGAGCGUCAUCACAGCGACUCUCCCGCCAAAUACGUACAACGCUACUGCGUAAUGUUGGUUUCAGGAAGUGGAGAAAAAUCACAGAAAUACAGAGAGCGUUUCAGCUUCAGACCUGUAACCAGGCGGGAGGCGGAGCUAAGUCGUCCAGAGUAAAUACAGUCUAUGGUGGUACCUGUGUGUCUGAAACUAAAGAUUCUAAGUGAACUAUAGAGUCCGGGUCGUAAAGGGAUCUUUGUUUCCUCGCUGCAUGCCUCUCCUCCUCCUUCUCCUCCUCCUCCUCCUCCUUCUCCUCCUCCUCCUCCUCCUCUGAGUCUGUACAGAUGAUUUUUAAAUUUCUCCUGUUUGAAGUGGAUUUCAGUCUUUUAUUUCUGUGUUUGAGGGACUUCUGCUGUUUUACGCACACCUGGUCUGUCUGCUGCAGACUGUCAGAUGAUGUAUGGAUUUAUGGAUGUUUAUAUUCAUAUAUAUUUACAGUAUAUAUAUAUAUAUAUAGUAUGGGUUGAAUUCUGCUCUGCAUGCUGAAAGCUCCUUUUUCAUGUGACGUUCAGUGAGUGAAACUGAAAGGCAAAGCACAAAGUGAAUGUAUGAUUGGUGCCUUGACGUGCCUCUGAGACAUUUUCACUCCGACACAAAGACAGGACCGUGUUUAAGGACGUUCAAAGACCAGCUGGUAGAAAAAGAGAAAAGUAUUCCAGAUGUCUCCGUGUGUUUUUUGUCGAGCAGAGAGAGUGAGCCGCCGUGUUGGAGGAGUCCAGGACUUUAAGGUCUGAAACACUCCCCUCCAACCACCAAAGGAGUCACCGUCAGGUCAACAAUUAAAGCUCCUGUGGGGAGAUUUUAGCUGCUCAUGAAGUUACCCACUGGAGCUUUAAAAGGAACAUCAAAUAAAUCAAGUCAAUAAAAAUCCCCAGCUCUGUUUUUGAGCUUUCCUUACUGUUUUUAAGAACAGGUUUGGGUGUUAUUUCCCCUGAAAUUUGUCUCUCAGGCUGUUAAAAACCUGAUGACCCGGCUCUGAAGGUGGUCACAGAGAUCCCGGUCCUGGUCCUCCAACACGGCCGGCCUGGCUCUGGAUCUGUCUCUGAACCUUUUAUAUUGUAAAAGUGUUUGUUUGUGUGUUUCUUCACUGCCUUCAUCUUAAAGUUUAUACUCAGAUUUUCUGCA
Molecule: messenger RNA, 18376 nt
Organism: Xyrichtys novacula (pearly razorfish)
Lineage: Eukaryota; Metazoa; Chordata; Actinopteri; Labriformes; Labridae
Source: the annotation of a GenBank genome assembly